AUAGGGCAAAGGGGAAUUGUGUGAAUGAGAGAAAAUUUAGUGUCUUGGGAAGGCAAGAGAGUAGGAGGAGUAGGAGAGGAAAGGGAAGGAAAAAACUGGCAUAGUUAGGAAAAAAUAAAAGUUGGGUAGUUCUUAAGUUCCUUGGUGAUCAUGGAUCCAAUGAGUCUUUCUGAGAGCAUUUAUAACCUCAUACCCUGUGACUGGAAGGAGCCUCAGCAGCUUCCUAGGUACUCAUCAAUUUUUAAGGAUGAUAUAAAAAAUGAAAUUCAAAAAUCUAAAAGUGCAAUGAAAACAAUGGGACCAGCAAACGUUGAAAAACCUUCUCCAAAAGAUUUUCUGAAGAAACAUUCAAAAGACAAAACUCUACCACCAAAAAAAUCAUUUGAGAGAACUUCAUUGAAUGUGGCCAAAAAGCCUCCUGUGCCACGGAGGAAUGAGCAUCCAGUUAUGGGACUGCAAAGUGAAAAGAAUUUUAUAAACACAAACGUAGCUGAUAUUGUUAUGGGAGUCGCUAAGAAACCAAAACCGAUUUAUGUUGACAACAGAAAUGGAGACAAGCAUGAUCUUGAAUCAUCAGGACUACUUCCAAAGUAUAUUAAAAAAAAGGAUUAUGGUGUCAUACCUGAAUAUAUUUCUAAGCGCAACCAGGAGGUCAAGAAGGCCCAAGAGGAAUAUGACAACUACAUCCAAGAAUGCCUUAGAAAAUCAGCUAUGAAAAGAGUGUCUGAUGAGGAAAGGGAGACAGUAUUGCAAGGGCUGAAGAAGAACUGGGAAGAGGUGCAUAAAGAGUUCCAGUCCCUAUCAGUCUUCAUCGACUCACUCCCCAAGAAGAUGCACAAGCAAAGACUGGAAGAGGAAAUGAAGCAACUAGAACAUGACAUUGCUGCCAUUGAAAAGCAUAAAAUUAUAUAUAUUGCUAAUAAGUGAUGUGAUUUAAAGGUCGAAUCACUUUCAAAUAAGGUGAGGGACAUACUGAUGAGAUAUAGUUUCUCAAAGAACACAGCCCAGGAAAAAAUAUUGAAUGGUCUUUACUAGCACACAGUUGGGAAAUGUUAAAGAAUGGUUAAAUUAUUUCCUCUCAUGAGAGAAAACUGUGGUUUUUGAGUGUGAGGUUUUCUACAAAUAGACCAAAAUAAAGUCUUGUUUUAAGUAUU
This is a messenger RNA of Suncus etruscus (white-toothed pygmy shrew), 1154 nucleotides long. It is a transcript of the gene ENKUR, whose product is annotated as enkurin, TRPC channel interacting protein. Gene Ontology annotation, molecular function: calmodulin binding. Lineage: Eukaryota; Metazoa; Chordata; Mammalia; Eulipotyphla; Soricidae. The record is from RefSeq and is a predicted model, not a curated record. Gene Ontology annotation, cellular component: acrosomal vesicle. The transcript is spliced from 5 exons. The coding region runs from base 151 to 927 and encodes 258 amino acids.